Caenorhabditis elegans is the source of this 1326-nucleotide messenger RNA. RefSeq names its product Guanine nucleotide-binding protein alpha-1 subunit (gene gpa-1). The transcript is spliced from 8 exons. Gene Ontology annotation, molecular function: olfactory receptor binding; GTPase activity; guanyl nucleotide binding. Gene Ontology annotation, biological process: signal transduction; response to stress; G protein-coupled receptor signaling pathway. Gene Ontology annotation, cellular component: neuronal cell body; non-motile cilium. NCBI's taxonomy places the organism in Eukaryota, Metazoa, Nematoda, Chromadorea, Rhabditida, Rhabditidae. The coding region runs from base 119 to 1192 and encodes 357 amino acids. The record is from RefSeq and is marked reviewed.
UCUCCAUUUUCUCUCCUCACUCACAAAAACUUGAAUAUUCUUCGCUUCCUGUUGUGAUCAGUGAAAAUUCGUCUGAUUUCUUCAAUAUUAUUCAAUGUCAUUUAUUCGAAGACUUCAGAUGGGAAACUGCGAAAGUCGAGAACUUGUAGCUCAAGCCAAACAGAAUAAAAUAAUCAACACGGAACUUGAUAAGGCCAAAAAAACCGAUGAAAAUAUAAUCAAAUUAUUGCUGUUAGGAGCUGGAGAGAGUGGAAAAAGUACCGUGCUGAAACAAAUGAAAAUCAUCCAUAACAGUGGAUUCUCUCAAGAAGAAAUAUCAAAUAAACGAAAUGUUGUCUGUGCGAAUACUGUGCAAGCAAUGGGAGCAUUGUUAGAUGGAAUGAAACAACUUCAAUUCGAUUUUUCAACCCGAGUUUGUAAUGCACAUGAGAAGUUGAUACGUGAAACAUUGAAUGAUAAAGCUGAGUAUGGACCAUUCAGUGAUGCAAUGUUCAACGCACUUACUGAGUUGUGGGCGGACAAAGGAGUUCAGUGUGCAUACGAUAAGCGAGAGUUUUUUUACCUUCAUGAUUCUGCAAAAUAUUUCUUUGAUGCAAUUGCAAGGGUUCACACUCCCAAUUACGUACCAACUGAAAAUGAUAUUCUGCAUACACGGGUUCCAACAAUGGGUGUUAUAGAAGUUAAUUUCACAAUAAAGGGCAAAUUUUUUCGAGUAUUUGAUGUGGGCGGACAGCGAUCGCAAAGGAAGAAAUGGAUUCACUGUUUUGAUGAUGCAAAAGCUAUGAUAUAUGUUGCUUCGUUGUCAGAGUAUGAUCAAGUUUUAUUAGAAGACAAUACUACUAAUCGAAUGCACGAAUCAAUACAGUUAUUUAAGCAAGUAAUCAACAAUAAAUAUUUUGUAAACACUUCAGUUAUAUUAUUCCUGAACAAAAUUGAUUUAUUCGAGGAAAAAAUUGUUACCAAAAAACGAAGUCUUGGUAUUGCAUUUGAGUCAUUUAGUGGACCGAGCCAAGAUCUCAAUGCAGCUGUAGCGUUCGUUGAAAAAAAGUAUAGAAGUAUGGCAGAGAACAAAGAGAAGAACAUUUAUUGUCAUCACACUUGUGCUACAGACACACAACAGGUGCAGUACGUACUCGAUGCGGUUCUAGAUACGAUACUAUCUACCAAACUGAAGGGAUGUGGAUUGUAUUGAGAUUUUAAAUUAUUGUUACCUUUGGUACAAACUUGUAAACCUGAGUCAUAAUUAUCGGGUACCGUUGGUAUUAUCCUUGAUUGGUGUAAUAUAUAGAAUUUUAAAUAAAAUAAAUGAAAUCAAAAUUUAACGAU